GCCCGACAAAAAAUACACAGAUCAUCCUGCUCAUGCUUAAAUUUACAUGCUGAAUAGUUAAGCGCCUCUUUAACGACGGCGCGUAGCAACAGUCACUAAGGAAGCGCCGCCUGACCCGGAACCAGUUCUCAAGAGCGACGCUCUGUUCCUGUUCCGAGCAGCAGGAGCGGGUCUCAGCUCCGCUGUGUUUUCCCAAUCCCGGGUUUGAGCCUCGGCGGCAAUCGGCUCUUUCUUUCCGCGUCGUCUCCGGAGACGAGAUGGCGGAUUGCCCGUUGGGUCUGGAGAGCGAGCUCCACGCCUUCAUGGAGGUGUUGCUGCGAUCGAUCGUGUACGAGGUGUCGGAAGUUUUCCGGAACGGGAUGGCCGACGCCGAGGACAAGUUUCAGAGCAAACUCCGGGGCAUCUCGCAGGUCCUGGUGAGACGGGCGGUGGUGAAGAUCACCCAGUUCGUCGAGGACAGUGUCGGGGGCGAAAUCGCGCAGCUGAAGAGGGAAAACGAGAGGCUGAAGGUGAGAUUGCGGUUCUGGGAGAAGGAGCAGGGAGCAGGAGGAGAUCGGGGACAGACAGAUCGUGAUGGACACACGCUUCCCUGUGAAGCCCCUGCAGGGAUAAAGGAAGAAACGGACACAGAACUGGAGCUGUCAGGGUCAGAGGUCAGCGCUCUCCCUGACGCUGGGGACGGGGCUCCUCUUGAACAGCAGCCCAGCGAGGAGGAGGAGGAGGAGGGGGGCUCCCGUCUGAUGCAGGAGACAGAGCUCGCCUCCGCACACGGGAAAGAGAGACUCAGUGAGCAGCAGCACACAGAGAGCAGACAGAGGGUGGAGGAUCUGGACUCUGUCCACGUGGUGAAGACCGAGCCCGAGAGCGAGACACCUGGGCUCUUAGCAUCUGACGACUUUACCGACGCGAUUAACCAUCCAAAUGCUGAGGAUAUUGCCGACAGUGUUGCUGACCUGAAUUGCGUAUCCGUUCCCUGGCCUAGAGAAGAGGAGCCGGAUGAACUGGACGGGUUCCACAUCAUCAAGUUGGAGGAGGAGCCUCGCGCGAUCGACGCCCCCGAGCGGCCCCCCGAGGGACGGGACGAAGAGGGCCCGUGCGGCCGGGGCUUCGGCACGGCCAGCCACCUGAAGAGGCACCAGCGCAUCCACGCCGGCGAGAGGCACCCCUGCCCCCAGUGCGGGAAGAGCUUCAGCCGGCCCGGCGACCUGAGGGCCCACCAGCUCGUCCACACGGGCGAGAAACCGUUCAGCUGCGCCCAGUGCGGGAAGGGCUUCAACCACGCCUGCACCCUCAAGACCCACCAGCGCCUCCACACGGGGGAGCGGCACACCUGCGCCCAGUGCGGCAAGGGUUUCGGCCGCCCCCGCGACCUGAGGACCCACCAGCUCAUCCACACGGGCGAGAAACCGUUCGGCUGCGCCCAGUGCGGGAAGAGCUUCAACCAGCUCAGCACCCUGAGGACCCACCAGCGCAUCCACACGGGGGAGAGACCCUUCGGCUGCGCCCAGUGCGGGAAGAGGUUCAUCAAGUCGGGCAGUCUGAAGACCCACGAGCGCACCCACACGGGGGAGAGGCCCUUUGGGUGCGCCCAGUGCGGGAAGAGAUUCGGCGAGAUGAGCAAGCUGAGGCGACACCAGGGCGUCCACACCCGGGACCGUCCAGCUGCUGGACGAGAUCUAGACACUCAGUGCAGUGAGGAGGAGUGGGACUACCGUCUGAGACAGUACACAGAGCUCACUGCUGCCGAAGGGAAAGAGACGCUCAGUGAGCAGCAGCGCACAGAGAGCAGACAGCGGGUGGGGGAACUGGACUCUGUGCCCGUGAUGAAGACCGAGCCUGAGAGGUCAGAGGUCAGCGCUCUCCCUGACUCUGGGGACAGGGCUCCUCUUGAACAGCAGCCCAGUGAGGAGGAGGAGGAGGAGGAGGGGGGGGGCUCCCGUCUGAUGCAGGAGACAGAGCUCGCCGCCGCACACGGGAAAGAGACGCUCGGUGAGCAGCAGCACGCAGAGAGCAGACAGAGGGUGGGGGAUCUGGACUCUGUGCCCGUGAUGAAGACCGAGCCUGAGUGUGAGACAGCUGGGCUCUUAGUAUCUGAUGGCUUGAAUCAUCUGGACAGUAAGAGUGUUACAGAACGAGGAUCUUUGUCUCUCAACGGGCUCAAAAAAGAGGAGCUGACUGACGUGGAUGUCGGCGUCUCGGCCCAGCACGCCGUGUCCCGGACCCCCCACCCCGCGGGGCAGCAGGCCGACGCCGCUGGUGGGGAGUUCCAGCACCCGGAUGAUGAGGGUCGGGGCGGAGAGGGACCUCCGGCAGACCGGGGGGCCGGGGCGGAACGGAGCGCGAGCCGGAAAGACCCCCCCGGACCCCCCCCGAAGGAGCGGCCCUUCGCCUGCCCCCAGUGCGGGAAGGGCUUCCCCCACUCGAGCACCCUGAAGAGGCACGAGCGCAUCCACGCCGGGGCGAAGCCCUUCCGCUGCGCCCAGUGCGGGAGGGCCUUCCGCCAGUCCUGCCACCUGAAGACCCACCAGUACACCCACGGCGCGGGGCGGCGGCCCCUCGGCUGCCCCCAGUGCGGCAAGGGCUUCAGCCUGCCGGGCCCCCUGAGGACCCACCUGCGCACCCACACGGGCGAGCGGCCCUUCCGCUGCCCGCAGUGCGGCAGGGGCUUCAACGAGGCGGGCAACCUCAAGAGGCACGAGCGCACCCACGCCGCCCGCCGGCCCUUCGUCUGCCCCCAGUGCGGCAGGGGCUUCAUCCAGCGGGGGGACCUGCGCCGGCACGAGCUCUCCCACUCGGGCGAGCGGCCCUUCCGCUGCCCCCAGUGCGGGAAGGGCUACACCCAGCCGGCCGACCUGCGGCGGCACCAGCGGGUCCACGCGGAGGAGCGGCCCCUCGGCUGCGCCCAGUGCGGGCGGCGCUACGGCCACCCGGCCGACCUGCGGCGGCACGAGCUCUCCCACUCGGGGGCUGCCCCCAGUGCAGGAGGGGUUUCAGCCUGCCGGGCUCUCUGAAAGCCCACCAGCUGGUGCACA
Molecule: messenger RNA, 3032 nt
Organism: Lepisosteus oculatus (spotted gar)
Lineage: Eukaryota; Metazoa; Chordata; Actinopteri; Semionotiformes; Lepisosteidae
Source: RefSeq, a predicted model, not a curated record